AUGCUACCCUUACAUCGUACAAUGAAGAGUGGUAGCCGUGAUUUUUAUGAUGAUGAUAAAUAUGAAAAACUAGCUCAUCAUAAGAAAUGUCAACCCUUUAAGAAGAGCAAAAAAGUGUUUGUAUUGUUUGGUAUCUUGUCUAUCUCUGCUGUUUAUUACUUGUUCUGUUAUAAGCCUUCAUAUCAGGCAAUCAGAAAACCUGAGUCACCCCCUGUAAUCACAUAUGAAGAAGAACAAACUGUUAUAACUGAUGAAGAUCUCUUUUCAUCGCCUUUUCUGUUUACACAAUAUCCUCCACCUAAACAGCUUCGCCCUCAAGACGAAAAGACAGCCUUUCGUCAAAAAAAAAUUGUGGAAGCAUUUCAACAUGCUUGGAAGGGAUAUGCUCAAGAUGCAUUCGGUAUUGAUGAAUACCAGCCACUCACUCAUAAGGGGCAUAACUGGGCUCCAGGAGGUGUUGGAUUGAUGAUUGUGGAUGCCUUAGAUACCAUCAUGCUCAUGAAUCUCACUGACGAGUAUCAACAAGCACGUACCUGGAUACAAAAUCAUCUUGAUUUUAACAAGGAUCAAGAUGUCAAUGUGUUUGAAACGACCAUUCGUGUCUUGGGUGGUCUUUUGUCUGCUUAUCAUCUCUCUAACAAUGAUCCCUUAUAUCUCGAAAAGGCAGUGGAUCUUGGUGAUCGAUUAUUACCAGCAUUCAAUACAGAAUCUGGUAUUCCCAUCUCUGGUAUUACCCUCUCCAACGGUAUUCCUGUGGGUUAUGGUGCCAGUAGUACAGCUGAAGCUACUACAAUUCAAUUGGAAUUUAAGUACUUGAGCCAUUUGACGGGAGAUAUGAAAUACUGGAAUGCAGCUGAGAAAGUCAUGGAACGUAUGAAUGAACUUGUCAUGUCAAAAGAGACGGGAGUCAUUGAUGGCCUGGUGCCCAUCUACAUUGAUCCUCACUCUGGUAAUUUCGCUUCUCGAGAAAUCCGUCUUGGUUCCCGUGGCGACAGUUACUAUGAAUAUUUGUUGAAGCAAUACCUUCAGACAGACAAGUCGGAAAUUAGAUAUCGUGAGCAAUACGAUCAUGCUGUGGAUGGCAUUAAGCAACAUUUGAUUCAACACAGUUACCCUAACAAACUGACUUAUAUUGCAGAGCUUAUGGACAGUUCAAGGCCUUCUGAGAUCCAUCCCAAAAUGGAUCAUUUGGUAUGCUUUAUGGGUGGUAGUUUUAUGCUGGGCGUGACAGAAGGAUCGUUUAUUGAAGAACUGGAUCCCUUGGAUAAAAAGGAUUCUGAAGAUUAUCUUUUGGCACAGGAAAUUACACGCACUUGCUACGAAAUGUACAACAUGACAGCAACAGGAUUAGCGAGUGAAAUUGUUUAUUUUAAUACGGAUCCUACUAAUCAAGGACUUGAUAUGGAUAUUCAUGCAAGAGAUCGACAUAAUUUAUUGCGUCCUGAAACACUCGAAAGUUUAUUCUUGAUGUAUAGAAUGACAGGCGAUGAAAAGUAUCGUGAAUGGGGUUGGAAGAUAUUUGAAUCCUUCGAGGCACAUACGAAAUUGAAAGACGGCGGCUAUGCUGCAUUAAAAGAUGUUACAGUUAUUCCUCCACCUGCAGACAAUCGCAUGGAUACAUUCUUUUUGGCCGAAACAUUGAAGUACUUGUACCUUCUUUUCAGUCCUGACGAUAUUAUACCUUUAGAAAACUAUGUACUCAACACAGAAGCACACCCUUUGCCUGUCUUUACUCCCAAUUUCUUAAAAUAA
Molecule: messenger RNA, 1752 nt
Organism: Gilbertella persicaria
Lineage: Eukaryota; Fungi; Mucoromycota; Mucoromycetes; Mucorales; Choanephoraceae
Product: glycoside hydrolase
Exons: 4
Coding region: 1-1752 (583 amino acids)
Biological process (GO): N-glycan processing; carbohydrate metabolic process
Cellular component (GO): endoplasmic reticulum; membrane
Molecular function (GO): mannosyl-oligosaccharide 1,2-alpha-mannosidase activity; calcium ion binding
Source: RefSeq, a predicted model, not a curated record